AUGGAGGUGACAGUGUUCUACAUCAGACUACGUGAGUAUUUAAGCUGUCGAGGAAUUCAAAACUCUGGUACCAAUGUAGACUAACAAGAACCUUUACUCAUAUCACACAUUUCGCUCAGCGUAACUUCUGGUUUGCUGAGAAAAUAAAGGUUAUUGUUUGGCCUUUAUCCCUCAGAGUCCUGUCUGAACUUUUAAAGUUCUCAGGUAUUAAGGCGCUCUGUGAUUAACUUCUUGUUCUUCCUCUGAAGUGCUGAUGGUGUCCAUGCAGCUGGGUGUUCGUUCCCAGAUGAUCGGUAAGUUUGUCUUUCUACAACUUCUUCUGCAGAGGAGUGGUUCUCUAACUCGGUAUCUUCUCAGAUCCAGCUCUUCUGAUCAUCCCGUCCAAGCUGCAGCUCUUUGAGUUCGAGUCCCUCUCCGUUCAGUGUUCCAGCGUCGAUGGCGUGACCGGAUGGGCGAUUUUAAGGAAGACAAAAAAAAGCGUUUCGGCGUGUGGAUCUCUGAUGUGGGGAACGUUAGUGAGGUCCUCCUGCACCAUUAAGGGGGCCUUUUCAGAGGACAGUGGAGAGUACUGGUGUGAGGCCGGAGGAGGGAAGAGGAGCGACUCCGUUCACAUCACCGUCACCGGUAUGUUACCCCCAAUUUUCACUCUGCUCUGAUCCGGAACCGCCGAAUUUCGUGGUGGAUUACGGACAGCAGGAAUCGCAAGAACUCACAAAAUGUCUCUUCAAUUUCGUUGACUAAAACGAGACGAGACAAAAUUGUUGAGUCGCGUUGUUAUUGUUUUCUGUUUCCUUGGCUGUGCGUCGCCUUGUUCAGUCCCUCAUAUUGGCAUUCUGCGGUGUCGGAAAAAUAGAACUCUUGCAGUCAGCUGUGGAGUCCAGCGAUCCACAGAGGAAUGGAAAGAAGCCGGUGGAAAUUGACACGUUAACUUGAAUGGUUACGAUCCGGUACGAUCGGCGGGUACGUCCUUUUCGCAGCCGUUCAGGAUGCGGUGGAAAUUGGGGGUUAGCCACGAAAACGAUUCAAUCCAACUUGUGUUUGGUGUUCAGUAACCGUCGAACCCUGUCAUUCAGCCGGUUCCGUCGUCCUGGAGAGUCCUGUCCUUCCCGUGAUGGAGGGGGAAGCUGUGGAGUUAAGGUGUCGACCCAAAAACGAGUCCUCGGACCUCACGACGGAUUUCUACAAGAACGGACUUCACGUUGGUCGCAGCUCAACCAGAGAGAUGACCAUCCCCAGUGUGUCUGUGUGCGAUCAGGGGAUCUACACCUGCAAAAUCAGGGACGGAUCUCCAGGAAGCUGGCUGUACGUCCGAGGUGAGUCGACACCUGGAACAACACGGUCUUGGCACGCUGUUGAUGGUUAUUAUCCACUCAGGACACUUGCCAGUUCUGAGUCAACAGGAAGUGAACUGGCCCUCGUGGUUGAUGUACAUGUUGGGGCGUCAUUUACACAUCAACAGUUCUUGUCUUUUGUCUUUACAGCAAAACACGAGGAGCUCCGCCCCUCCUCAGGUCUCGUGUUUGUCGUCUUCAGAAACAUCUUCCCCGUUCUGAUGAUGAUUCCUCUUCUGCUGUUGCUCGCAGCGCUGCAUCGUGGGAAAUUCAGAUGUCGACAAAACUAA
Xyrichtys novacula (pearly razorfish) is the source of this 1621-nucleotide messenger RNA. Lineage: Eukaryota; Metazoa; Chordata; Actinopteri; Labriformes; Labridae. The record is from the annotation of a GenBank genome assembly.